AAGGACGUCCGAUCACAGUUCUGGGAAACAUAUGAGGUGGUAGCAGAGGAGGUCGACAGCGAGUUCCUGGAGCGGUACAAUGGUGAUAUCGAUAUCAUCCCUACUUUUGCGGGUCUCUUCUCAGCUGUCACCACCUCCUUCAUAAUUGCGUCACAACCUAAUCCAGGAGACACCACCAACGCACUGCUGGUCCAACUCAUAUUACUUGCGGCAAAUGGUACUUCGGCACCCCAAAGCAUUACGCUUCCGCAACCAGCAGGGUACUCGUCUAGUAAUGUUUGGGCUCAAAGCCUAGCCUACGCUAGUCUUUUACUUAGCCUCUUUGCUGCCUUUGGUGCCAUCCUGGGCAAACAGUGG
Messenger RNA from Suillus plorans, 357 nucleotides. RefSeq lists its product as uncharacterized. Lineage: Eukaryota; Fungi; Basidiomycota; Agaricomycetes; Boletales; Suillaceae. The transcript is spliced from 2 exons. The annotation marks the transcript as partial. The record is from RefSeq and is a predicted model, not a curated record.